Messenger RNA from Cuculus canorus (common cuckoo), 926 nucleotides. Its product is annotated as phospholipase A2 inhibitor 25 kDa subunit. The transcript is spliced from 5 exons. Gene Ontology annotation, molecular function: phospholipase inhibitor activity. The record is from RefSeq and is a predicted model, not a curated record. The coding region runs from base 108 to 788 and encodes 226 amino acids. Lineage: Eukaryota; Metazoa; Chordata; Aves; Cuculiformes; Cuculidae. Gene Ontology annotation, cellular component: extracellular region.
CCUCAACCUCUACUUCCCCCAAACACUCUGUUUCCCUCCGGUUUAUAAAGUUCGUGUCACACAGUUCAGCAAGACUUGGCAGCUGCCAGUUCUUAUAUCCCAUCAGCAUGAAAACGUCCCUUGGCCUCAGCUUCCUCCUGGCUUUCUUGGACACAGGGACUUCCCUUCAGUGUGAGGUUUGUCACAGCAUGGGAAAAAGGUGCUCCGGCCCCAUGAAAACCUGUAGUGAUGGUGAAGAUACCUGUGGCGUCAUUCUACAUGAGGUCUUGAUAGGGGGGAUGGCAAUCCCUUCAUUCUUCAAGUCCUGCAUGCCAUCCAGCAUUUGCCAGCUUGACCCUAUCACCAUGAACUAUGGGAAGGUAAAAGCAAGGAGCCUCUUAGCUUGCUGCAAGGGUGACGACUGCCAGAAAAUGUCUCUCUCACUGCCACCAGAGAACAAUGUGCCGAAUGGCUACCAGUGUCCUGCCUGCUACAGUGUGGACUCCUUUCAGUGUAGUGAUGAAAUCGUUAACUGCACUGGAUCUGAAACCCAGUGUAUUGAUGUUGCUGGACUAAUGAAUUCAGGUGGACUGUCUCUAAAAGCCGCCAUAAAGGGCUGCACCACCAUUUCUGAAUGCAGUAUUGCAAAAAAUGCAAAAAGCAACCUGGGGAUGAUGGACAUAAAGUUAAGGCAAUUCCAAUGCAAACCAGCUUCUCCUUUGCCCAGAGUGAGUUCUGGGUUUGCCCCUCCAAACACCCUCUUCCUCCCAAUCUUAUCAGGAUUCAUCUUGGAGAAGGCACUUUUCUGACUCUCUAUUACCAAAUAAACCCUUGACAAACUCUAGCAGUCGUUUGUAUUGAGCCCUCUUUGCUGUGGCUUCUUCUGUGUGGGGAGUUGUUUUCAGAUUAGAUCUUCUUCUUUUAUAAUUUCACAGAAUAAAGACAGU